Messenger RNA from Diorhabda sublineata, 933 nucleotides. RefSeq names its product SCAN domain-containing protein 3-like. NCBI's taxonomy places the organism in Eukaryota, Metazoa, Arthropoda, Insecta, Coleoptera, Chrysomelidae. The record is from RefSeq and is a predicted model, not a curated record. The transcript is spliced from 2 exons. The coding region runs from base 1 to 933 and encodes 310 amino acids.
AUGGAAAAUGACAAUAGUGCUAUGGUUCCUAGCAAAUUCCAACGUCACUUGGUGACUAAUCAUCUUUCGCUUUUAACAAAAGAUAAAAGCUACUUUGAAAGGUCUUUAUCAUCAAAAAUUAAGCAAGUAAAAGUUUUUGAUAAACAAGUUUGUGUGUCUGAAAAGGCUCGAGUAGCUUCUUACGAAAUAGCUGAAAUGAUUGCUGUUAACUUAAAACCUCACAAUUUGGCUGAAGAAAUUAUAUUACCUGCUUGUCGCAAAAUUGUAAAAACAAUGAUUGGUGGAUCAGCUGAUAUUGAUAUUUGCAAAAUACCACUUUCAAAUGAUACAAUCAAUCGCAGAAUUGAAGAUAUGUCAGAAAAUAUUGAGCAAAAUACUGAAAAAACUCUUGCAAAUUCGAAAUUUGCUUUACAAGUCGACGAAACAACAGAUAUUAUAGGAAAUGCUCAAUUAAUUGCAUUCGUUAGAUUUAUUCACGAAAAUGAUAUAAUUGAUCAAUUUUUAUGUUGUCGGGAGUUACCUGAUUUUACAACUGAUGGUGCUCCAGCUAUGACUGGACAUCUAAAAGGAUUUGUUGCACAUGUUAAAAAACUGAAUGAGCAUAUAUUAGUUACCCAUUGUUUUUUUGCACUUGUUACAAAAUUUUUGCCAUCAGAUUUGAACAUAGUUCUGGAACAAUGUGUUGAAAUGGUUAAUUAUAUCAAAUCAAGAUCAUUAAAAAGUAGAUUAUUUAGUAAAUUAUGCCAAGCUAUGGAAGCCAAGUACGAAUCCUUUUUACUCCAUACAGAAGUAAGAUGGUUGUCCAGAGGAAAAGUUAUAUCUCCUGUGCUGAAAUUAAAAGACGAAAUGAAAAUAUCUUUUGAACAAAAUAAAAAUUAUGAAUUUGUUCAUUUGUUAGAAGAUAAAAUAUGGUGUACUAAACUGGCUUACUAA